AGCUUUGGCCAACUUGCGCUGACUAAGGAGUCCAAGGCGCUCAUCGGCCUUUACCACGGGCAGGUGCGCUGCAAGAAGAACAAGUUCGGAACCCCUCAGCGAGAGGUGAAGACCCUGGCGGUGCUGGGAGCGGGGCUCAUGGGAGCUGGGAUCGCCCAGGUUUCGGUGGAUAAGGGACUGAAGACCAUUCUGAAGGACACGGCCCAGCAAGGCUUGGACAGAGGGCAGCAGCAGAUCUUCAAGGGGCUGGACGGCAAGGUGAAGAAGAAGAGCCUGACCUCGUUUGAGAGGGACUCCAUUCUCAGCAACCUGACAAGCCAGCUGGACUACAAGGGCUUUGAGAAGGCGGACAUGGUGAUCGAGGCUGUGUUUGAGGACAUUAACAUCAAGCACAAAGUGCUGAAGGACGUGGAGGCCGUGAUCCCUGCUCACUGCAUCUUCGCCAGUAACACGUCUGCCCUCCCCAUCAGCCAGAUCGCUGCUGUUAGCAAGAGGCCAGAGAAGGUGAUCGGGAUGCACUACUUCUCCCCCGUCGACAGGAUGCAGCUGCUGGAAAUCAUCACCACAGACAAAACGUCCCAGGACACGGCUGCGUCUGCCGACGGGCCGGGCUUCUACACCACCAGGUGCCUGGGGCCGAUGCUGGCAGAAGUGGUCCGAGUCCUCCAGGAGGGUGUUGAGCCAAAGAAAAUAGAUGCCAUCUCUACGGCCUUCGGCUUUCCCGUGGGUGCUGCCACGCUGAUCGACGAGGUGGGCGUGGAUGUGGCCACGCACGUGGCCGAGGACCUCGGCAAGGCCUUUGGCGAGCGCUUUGGAGGAGGCAGCAUCGAGGUGUUCAAGCUCAUGGUGGAAAAAGGCUUCUUAGGUCGCAAGGCAGGGAAAGGCUUUUACAUUUACCAGGAGGGGGUGAAGAACAGGAACGUGAAUUCCGGCAUGGAUGAGAUCUUGGCGCGGUUCAAAGUGCCGGCCAGGCCUGAAGUCUGCACGGACGAGGACAUCCAGAUGCGCUUGGUGACGAGGUUUGUGAACGAGGCAGCCAUGUGCCUGCAGGAGGGGAUCCUCAGCAACCCCGUGGAGGGGGAUAUCGGUGCUGUGUUCGGCUUGGGCUUCCCGCCGUGCCUGGGAG
Molecule: messenger RNA, 1126 nt
Organism: Leptosomus discolor (cuckoo roller)
Lineage: Eukaryota; Metazoa; Chordata; Aves; Leptosomiformes; Leptosomidae
Source: RefSeq, a predicted model, not a curated record